Messenger RNA from Didymodactylos carnosus, 978 nucleotides. The record is from the annotation of a GenBank genome assembly. NCBI's taxonomy places the organism in Eukaryota, Metazoa, Rotifera, Eurotatoria, Philodinida, Philodinidae.
AUGCUUGAGGGUACUUUGAACUAUGGGUACAGUUCUUUGUAUAAAAUACAUUUAUUAUUAAUUGACAUUAAAGUAUUAGAUUUAAUGUUAACAGUUAGUUCAAAUUUGGAUAAAUAUGAUGGAAAAUCGUUAACAUUUGCUAUUACGGAUGCUAUUGCUGAACAAUUCAAAAAGAACGAUAGUCAACUAAAUCUAACAAGAGAUCCAAUGAGUGAAAUUGGAAAAAGUUUGGAUAAUUUAGAAAAACAUUAUUGGCUUGCAGGUGGAACGUUGUUAGGAUGGUAUCGACAUUGCGGCUUAAUUCCAUUUACCCAAGAUGUCGAUUUUGGGUUGUAUGCAGAAGAGUAUGAUGAAAAUAUACGCAAUCAUUUUCUUGGACAUAGACCUUCGUAUCUAUGGGGCGCAUUGGGACUGGUUAAUGAUUCAUUGGAAUUUCGUUUACAUACUGGUAAAUUAACAGUGGAUUUAUUUUGGGCUUACAAAGAGGGCGAUCAUCGAUGGUGUGGAUAUCAAGUUCAGCGAACAAAAUUCAGACGCACAUUACCAUUACUAUCUGAGCUAUGUUCUGGUGAUUUAUUUGGUUAUCGCUUUUCAAUACCAUGCGACCCUGUAGAAUAUUUAAAUAGUGAAUAUGGCAUGAAUAAAUGGAAUUUACCAUUAAAAACAGGUUAUUCAUGGAUAAAUUUAAAAAUUCAUUCCGUUUGGAAUAAUGUUGCUUGGCUGUACGCAACUCGUCUGUAUACGCGUGACGGAAAAUUGAGAUCAGAUGCAUUCGCGAUCAAUUGGAUAUCAAAAUAUUAUAACUACACAAUAGAGACUAUUCCGACAUUUUUAAACAUCGUACCGGACGAUCCGCCACCACUCGGUCCAUUAAAAAAGGUCUUGGUGUAUAACACUCCACCCACUCGUAAACCAACGCCCGUCACACAAAUAAAGAACAAAAUUAUUGUAACAAUUAAAAAAAUGACGUCGAAUUAA